GUGCGUGCGUGUUGAGGUUUUACCAAAACUCACACCAACACAUCCAUCCUAGGGCUCAUUCACAGGGAAGAAAGAUUCAUGGCCAUGGGAGCGAGAGGGAGAGGGAGAGAAGAGAUAGUAGCUUAGCCUAAUCUAAACCUGAUUGAUCGAUUGAUUGGUAGUGAGUGAUUAGCACGUAGAUAGAAAAGGCGUCGGGAUCAGUUGGAAGAGCGAUCUGCGGCCAUGUCGUUCCUGAGGAUGAAGUCGACGGAGUUCCUGAAGAGGUUCGAGGUGCCGGCGAAGAACCCGUCGGAGGAGGCGCAGCGGCGGUGGCGGGACGCCGUCGGCACGCUCGUCAAGAACCGCCGCCGCCGCUUCCGGAUGGUCCCCGACCUCGACAAGCGCUCGCAGGCCGAGACCCAGCGCCGCAAGAUCCAGGAGAAGCUUCGUGUUGCACUCUUCGUUCAGAAGGCUGCACUUCAGUUCAUCGAUGCCGUCCGCAAGACGGAGUACCCGCUGCCGGAGCUCGCCCGGCAGUGCGGCUUCUCCGUCAGCGCCGAGGAGCUGGCCUCCAUCGUGCGCGGCCACGACACCAAGAGCUUGAGGUUCCACAAUGGCGUCGACGGCAUCGCCCGGAAGGUGGCCGUCUCCCUCGCCGACGGCGUCAAGUCCGACGACGCCGGCCUCCGCGCCGAGGUCUAUGGCGCCAACCAGUACACCGAGAAGCCCCCAAGAACGUUCUGGAUGUUUCUUUGGGACGCCAGCCAGGACAUGACGCUGAUGCUGCUCGCCUUCUGCGCCGUCAUCUCCAUCGCCAUCGGCCUCGCCACCGAGGGAUGGCCGAGCGGCAUGUACGACGGCGUCGGCAUCAUGCUCACCAUCUUCCUCGUGGUCAUGAUCACCGCGGCGAGCGACUACAAGCAGUCGCUGCAGUUCCGGGACCUGGACAAGGAGAAGAAGAAGAUCGACGUGCAGGUCACCCGCGACGGCUACCGGCAGAAGGUGUCCAUCUACGACAUUGUCGUCGGCGACAUCGUGCAUCUGUCCAUCGGCGACCAGGUUCCGGCUGACGGCUUGUUCAUCGACGGCUACUCGUUUGUCGUCGACGAGUCGAGCCUGUCCGGCGAGAGCGAGCCGGUGCACGUGUCGGCGGCGAACCGGUUCUUGCUGGGAGGGACCAAGGUGCAGGACGGCUCGGCGAGGAUGCUGGUGACGGCGGUCGGGAUGAGGACGGAGUGGGGGAACCUGAUGGAGACGCUGAGCCAGGGCGGCGAGGACGAGACGCCGCUGCAGGUGAAGCUCAACGGCGUGGCCACCAUCAUCGGCAAGAUCGGGCUGGCGUUCGCGGUGCUCACGUUCACCGUGCUCAUGGCGAGGUUCCUGGUCGGCAAGGCGAACGCGCCCGGCGGGCUGCUGCGGUGGAGGAUGGUGGACGCGCUCUCGGUGCUCAACUUCUUCGCCGUCGCGGUCACCAUCAUCGUCGUGGCCGUGCCGGAGGGGCUCCCGCUCGCCGUCACGCUCAGCCUCGCGUUCGCCAUGAAGAAGCUCAUGCAGGAGCGCGCGCUCGUGCGGCACCUCUCGGCGUGCGAGACGAUGGGGUCGGCGAGCUGCAUCUGCACCGACAAGACCGGCACGCUCACCACGAACCACAUGGUCGUCGAGAAGGUCUGGGCGUCCGGCGCGGCGAAAACGGUGAGCAACGCCAAGGUCUUCGACCAGCUCACCUCCUCGUUGUCAGAGACCUUCUCCAAGGUGCUCCUCGAGGGCGUCUUCCAUUGCUCCGGCUCCGAGGUCGUCCGUGCAAAGGACGGCAAGCACACCGUCAUGGGCACGCCCACCGAGACGGCCAUCCUCGAGUUCGGGCUCGAGGUGGAGAAACGCGCCAACAUCGAGCACGCCGGCGCCGCGAAGCUCAAGGUGGAGCCGUUCAACUCGGUGAAGAAGACGAUGGCCGUGGUGAUCGCGUCCCCGAACGCCGGCGGCAGCCCCCGCGCGUUCCUCAAGGGCGCGUCCGAGGUCGUCCUGCGCCGGUGCAGCCUCGUCCUCGACGGCAGCGGCAACGUCGAGAAGCUCACGGAAGCGAAGGCGAAGCAGGUGUCGAGCGCCAUCGACGCGUUCGCGUGCGAGGCGCUGCGCACGCUCUGCCUCGCGUACCAGGACGUCGACGGCGGCGGCGACAUCCCCAGCGACGGGUACACGCUCAUCGCCGUGUUCGGCAUCAAGGACCCGCUCCGCCCCGGCGUGAGGGAAGCCGUGGCGACCUGUCACGCCGCCGGCAUCAAUGUCCGGAUGGUCACCGGGGACAACAUCAACACGGCGAAGGCGAUCGCGAGGGAGUGCGGCAUCCUGACCGACGAAGGCAUCGCCAUCGAGGGGCCCGAGUUCCGGCAGAAGGAUCCCGACGAGAUGAGAGAGAUCAUACCAAAAAUCCAGGUGAUGGCGCGGUCGCUGCCGCUGGACAAGCACACGCUGGUGACCAACCUGAGGGGAAUGUUCGACGAGGUGGUGGCGGUGACCGGCGACGGCACCAACGACGCGCCGGCGCUGCACGAGGCGGACAUCGGCCUCGCCAUGGGCAUUGCUGGAACAGAGGUUGCCAAGGAGAACGCCGACGUGAUCAUCAUGGACGACAACUUCUCGACCAUCAUCAACGUGGCCAAAUGGGGUCGCUCGGUCUACAUCAACAUCCAGAAGUUCGUGCAGUUCCAGCUCACUGUCAAUGUGGUCGCCCUCAUGGUGAACUUCAUCUCUGCAUCAUUCACAGGGAGUGCGCCGCUGACGAUCGUGCAGCUGCUGUGGGUGAACCUGAUCAUGGACACCCUGGGGGCGCUGGCGCUGGCGACGGAGCCGCCCAACGACGCGAUGAUGAAGCGGCCGCCGGUCGGCCGCGGCGACAGCUUCAUCACCAAGGUGAUGUGGAGGAACAUCGCCGGGCAGAGCAUCUACCAGCUGGUCGUGCUCGGCGUCCUCCUCCUCAGAGGGAAGAGCCUCCUCCAGAUCGAUGGCCCGCGAGCUGACGCCCUGCUCAACACCUUCGUCUUCAACACCUUUGUCUUCUGCCAGGUUUUCAACGAGGUGAACAGCAGGGAGAUGGAGAAGAUCAACGUCUUCAGCGGCAUCUUCAGCAGCUGGAUCUUCUCGGCGGUGGUCGGCGUGACGGCGGCGUUCCAGGUGAUCAUGGUUGAGCUGCUGGGGACGUUCGCCAACACGGUGCACCUCAGCGGGAGGCUGUGGCUCGCCAGCGUGCUCAUCGGGUCGGCGGGCCUGGUGGUCGGCGCCAUCCUCAAGUGCAUCCCGGUCGACUCCGGCAGCGACUCGUCCGAUCGCCGCGACGGAUACCAGCCGAUCCCCGCCGGCCCCAACGCGGUUUGAUUUUGAUUUUUGCACGCGUUUUCGUCGUCGGUUUCUUCAUAAACGGAAGUUUCUAAGGAGAAACUUUUGUAGCUUAACUCGUUUUCUUCUGAAUUUAAGACGUUUUGAGUUUUCACGCAAACUUUUGUAGUUUUAACUGUUGGGUUGCUCUCGAGUGUGAAGAGUGUAGCUAUGGUCAUUUUUUCCCCCUCCAUUGUUUUGAUACGAUGGAUAUAAUUUAGUUAAUUAGUUAGGCAAAAUUGAACCAUAACAAGGGUCUGUACUUGCCAAUUCUCUCUCAAUUAUCCAUCCUGUUCUGUGCACUCAGGUCGUUCAUUA
This is a messenger RNA of Oryza brachyantha (malo sina), 3669 nucleotides long. Its product is annotated as calcium-transporting ATPase 1, plasma membrane-type. The record is from RefSeq and is a predicted model, not a curated record. The transcript is spliced from 7 exons. Gene Ontology annotation, biological process: calcium ion transmembrane transport. The coding region runs from base 223 to 3351 and encodes 1042 amino acids. Gene Ontology annotation, molecular function: calmodulin binding; ATP binding; P-type calcium transporter activity. Gene Ontology annotation, cellular component: intracellular membrane-bounded organelle; membrane. NCBI's taxonomy places the organism in Eukaryota, Viridiplantae, Streptophyta, Magnoliopsida, Poales, Poaceae.